This is a messenger RNA of Choloepus didactylus (southern two-toed sloth), 2035 nucleotides long. RefSeq names its product keratocan (gene KERA). The transcript has 5 exons. The coding region runs from base 169 to 1311 and encodes 380 amino acids. NCBI's taxonomy places the organism in Eukaryota, Metazoa, Chordata, Mammalia, Pilosa, Megalonychidae. Gene Ontology annotation, molecular function: protein binding. The record is from RefSeq and is a predicted model, not a curated record.
AUCAGCCGGAGCGGUGGUGGCGUCAGUACAGCGCAGGUGGAGGAAGUGCCAGGCCUGGGGAGACAGUGGCUUCACCGACCAGAGACAGCGCGAGAGGUGCUAGAUUUUGACAACUUCACAACAGGUUCCUGCAGCUAUACAUUCUCACUGUGAAUCCCUUGCUUUCUCAUGCAUGAGUGUAUUUGCAAUACCAAAUAUACAAGACCCAGACACAGGACUCAACGCAACAUUCCUGGAGAGCAAGGUGUUAUAAUGGCAACCACAAUCUGUUUCAUCAUCUGGAUACUAUUCAUAACCGGUACUGUAUGGACUCGAAGUGUGAGGCAGGUCUAUGAUGUGAAUGAGCCAGAUUAUCUGACUGAGAAUGACUUCGAUUGUCCCAGGGAAUGUUUCUGUCCCCCCAGUUUUCCUACUGCUUUAUACUGUGAAAAUCGAGGUCUCAAAGAAAUUCCUGCCAUCCCUUCAAGGAUCUGGUAUCUUUAUCUUGAAAACAACCUGAUAGAAACCAUACCUGAGAAGCCAUUCGAGAAUGCCACUCAGCUGAGAUGGAUAAAUCUAAACAAGAACAAAAUUACCAACUAUGGGAUUGAAAAAGGAGCCUUGAGCCAGCUAAAGAAGUUGCUUUUCUUAUUUCUGGAAGAUAAUGAGCUAGAAGAGGUUCCUUCCCCAUUGCCAAGAAGUUUAGAACAAUUACAAUUAGCCAGAAACAAGGUGUCCAGAAUUCCUCAAGGGACCUUCAGCAAUCUGGAGAACCUGACCCUUCUUGAUCUGCAGCACAAUAAACUCUUAGAUAAUGCCUUUCAAAGAGACACCUUUAAGGGACUCAAGAACCUAAUGCAGCUAAAUAUGGCCAAGAAUGCCCUGAGGAACAUGCCCCCAAGAUUACCAGCCAAUACAAUGCAAUUGUUUUUGGACAACAACUCCAUUGAAGGAAUACCAGAAAAUUAUUUCAAUGUGAUUCCUAAAGUGGCUUUCCUGAGACUAAACCACAAUAAAUUAUCAGAUGCAGGUCUCCCUUCAAGUGGUUUUGAUGUGUCUUCAAUUCUAGAUCUUCAACUGUCACACAAUCAACUCACAAAGGUACCCCGGAUUAGUGCUCAUCUGCAGCACCUUCAUCUUGACCACAACAAAAUCAAAGAUGUGAAUGUCUCUGUAAUAUGCCCUACCCCUACAAUACUGCCUGGAGAGCACGAUUCCUUCAUUUACGGACCUCAUCUUAGCUACCUCCGUCUGGAUGGAAAUGAAAUCAAGCCACCAAUCCCAAUGGAUUUAAUGACCUGCUUUAGACUUCUUCAAGCUGUCAUUAUUUAAACACAUUCUCACCAGUCAAGAAUUGGUUUAAUGAGUUAAUGCUUUCUGGCAUGAAAUUUGUUGCCAUUCAUUAAGGUGUAGGACAAAAUCAUUACAUUUCCAAUCACUAUCUGCCACCAUUUUCAUUUGUGCAGUUUUUAACUUUUUUUUUAAUUCAAAAAUGCUUUUACCAUAGAUAUGUAGCAUAGCCUUAUUAAUAAAAAAGACACGGAGUUAAGAUAAUCAACUCAAGGAUAGUUUUUGUUGCCUUUUUCCCAUUUUACUAAUUAACCCUAAGGGAUGUAAUUGCACUGUUACACAAUAAUAGGACAUGUGUUUGUAUAUGUUCAAAAAUAUGCAGACACUACAUUUACAGUAUAAAUACAGUAAUAAAACAGGUGGUAGGAAGGUCUGCAAAAUGGAAAAAAGAGAUAUUUGUCAUAAUUUUAUGAAAUAAUUAACUGCAUAUUGCCAAGUACUUUAGUAAGCACAAGUUUAGUUAUUCAUGUACUUCAUAAUAAGAGAGUUCUAGUCAUUUAAUACCAAAUAACAAACAAAAGUCAUCUCUAGUUCACUACCAUUUCUUGUAACUGUUCUUCUUACAUGUAUUACAGUGUACUCUAACAAUUAACCAAGUCCUAAAUUUUACAUUUAUUAUAAUGAAUUUCUGACAGAAUUUGAUGGUCUUGACACUUGAUAUCCACUUGAAUUGCAAAUUGUUUUAGCUGUUAUAUUUGCCAUGAUU